AUGGGAAGUCAUUUUGAGCCGGACUACAGAGACAAAUCUGCUGACAAGUGGAACUGGAUCAGCCCUGAUGUGCCCAGCAGAUGUACCUGGAGCCUGGAUGCACUCAUUUCAGAGUCUCCACACAGCCUCCAAGCACGCAUGGAGCCCCCCAGCAUCCUCCCCAACAUCCUUGGAAAAAUUGGAGACACACCUCUGGUUCGUUUGAACAGAAUCCCUAAAGAGUUUGGACUCAAGUGUGAUAUUUUAGCCAAGUGCGAGUUCUUCAAUGCAGGCGGCAGCGUGAAAGAUAGGAUCGCCGUGCGGAUGGUGGAAGACGCUGAGCGAGCCGGGAUCCUCAAACCAGGAGAUACAAUCAUCGAGCCCACCUCUGGCAACACAGGUCUCGGCCUCGCCCUCACAGCUGCAGUGAAAGGCUACCGAUGCAUCAUAACCAUGCCUGAGAGGAUGAGCAUGGAGAAGGAGGAUGUGCUGAGAGCUCUCGGGGCAGAAGUAGUGCGCACACCUUCUGCUGCUGCCUUCGACUCCCCAGAGUCUCACAUAAUCAUGGCGUGGCGUCUGAAGAGCCAGAUACCCAACUCACACAUCCUGGACCAAUAUCGUAAUGCCAGCAAUCCUCUGGCUCACUACGACACCACAGCUGAAGAGAUACUGGAGCAGUGUGGUGGGAAAUUGGACAUGUUGGUGGCAGGAGUUGGCACAGGCGGGACACUAACUGGUGUUGCUCGGAAGUUGAAGGAGAGGUGCCCCAAUGUCAAGAUAGUUGCUGUGGUUCCGGAGGGCUCCAUUCUGAUUGGAUCAAAUGAAAAUAAGACUUCCUAUGAAGUGGAAGGCAUUGGAUACGACUUUAUCCCAACAGUGUUGGACAGAUCUCUUGUUGACAUGUGGUAUAAAUCGACUGAUAUGGAGACGUUUACCAUGUGUCGCAAGCUGAUCAGAGAAGAGGGCCUUCUUUGUGGUGGCAGCUCUGGCUCGGCCAUGGCAGCAGCAGUGAAGAUGGCUCAGCAGCUGGAGGAGGGACAGCGCUGCGUGGUCAUCCUGGCAGACUCUGUCCGCAACUACAUGUCAAAGUUCCUGAAUGACAAUUGGAUGUGUGAAAAGGGCUUCCUCAGCCCCGAGGAGCCAAUGGACCUCAAACCCUGGUGGUGGAACAUGACGGUCCAGUGUCUGAAGCUGUCUGCCACCUUCACUGUGUUACCGUCUGUAUCCUGCCAGAAAACCAUCGAGAUCCUGAAGGAGAAAGCCUUCGACCAGGCCCCAGUCGUCGAUAAGUCAGGUGUGAUCCAGGGGAUGGUGACUCUGGGAACAAUUUUGUCCUCUGUGACGGCUGGAGAGGUCAAACUCUCAGACGCUGUCAGCAAGGUGCUCUGCAAGCAUUACAAACAGCUGCACCUGACAGAUAACCUGGGCAAGCUGUCCCACAUUCUCAAAACCAACCCCUUCGCCCUGGUGGUGAAUGAUGCGGCUCAGAAUGGGGCUGAUGGGUCAACUUGUCAGAGGCAGAUGGUGGUUAGUGUUGUGACACCUAUUGACCUCCUAAACCACAUCACCACACACAAGAUGCUGGAUCUCUCGUCCUCUGAAUGCUCGCUGUCAGACACACCGUCUCUGUGA
Trematomus bernacchii (emerald rockcod) is the source of this 1611-nucleotide messenger RNA. RefSeq names its product cystathionine beta-synthase b (gene cbsb). The coding region runs from base 1 to 1611 and encodes 536 amino acids. NCBI's taxonomy places the organism in Eukaryota, Metazoa, Chordata, Actinopteri, Perciformes, Nototheniidae. Gene Ontology annotation, cellular component: cytoplasm. Gene Ontology annotation, molecular function: cysteine synthase activity; cystathionine beta-synthase activity. The record is from RefSeq and is a predicted model, not a curated record. The transcript has 14 exons.